This is a messenger RNA of Thermothelomyces thermophilus ATCC 42464, 1152 nucleotides long. RefSeq lists its product as uncharacterized. The record is from RefSeq and is a predicted model, not a curated record. The transcript has a single exon. Gene Ontology annotation, biological process: RNA splicing; generation of catalytic spliceosome for second transesterification step. Gene Ontology annotation, cellular component: U4/U6 x U5 tri-snRNP complex; U5 snRNP; U2-type post-spliceosomal complex. NCBI's taxonomy places the organism in Eukaryota, Fungi, Ascomycota, Sordariomycetes, Sordariales, Chaetomiaceae. The coding region runs from base 1 to 1152 and encodes 383 amino acids.
AUGGACUUCGCCUCGCUAAUGUCCCAAGAGAUCUCCAAAGCCAAGGGCGGCAGCGGCAGCGGCAGCGGCUCCGGCUCCUCGACCGGGGGCGGCGAACAGAAAAAGUACAUCUCGCGCCGGGAAGCGGAGGAAGCGCGGCGCGCCGCCUACCUCGCCGAGCAGAAGCGCCUCGAGGAGGAGCGGGCGGCCAAGGCGGCGGCCAAGCGCAGGCGCGAGGAGGAGGCCGCGCAGGAGGCGCGCGCGCGAGAGGAGAAGCGGCGCCGGCUCGCCGAGGAGGCCCGGCUGCGGAGGGAGGCGAAGGAGGCCGAGGAGGAGCGGGCGCGGCGGAGGAGGCUGGGGCUGCCCGAGGUGCCGCUGGUGAAGCAAGGGGAAGAAGAGGGCGGAGAGGGCGACAAGAAGAAGGCGGAGGAGGGCGGCGACGAGGAUGACCUGGACGGAGACGGGGAGGACGCGGGCGAUAUCGCCGAGGAGGAGCUCGUCAAGAAGCUCAGGGAACUCGGGGAGCCGGCGAUCCUGUUUGGUGAGAACCACGCGGCACGGCUGAUGCGGUACAGGAAGGUGAGCCGGGGUGGCGCUCUGGCUGCUGCCGCGGGUCCCAUCGCGACGACGCUCGUGCCGGUCGAAGAGAAGGAUAUGAAGGUCCCCGACAAGGUCCCGCCGGCGUCGGAUAAGAAGGCCCGCAGGUUCCUCUACCGGCAGCUGGCGUCCUACUUCAACAUGGUCCUUCGCGAGUGGGAGGCGGCGCUGGCGCGGGAGAACAACGCGGAUACCUUCGCCGGGCAAGCGGCGCGCAACGCCAUGACCUCCAGCAAAGACUCGAUGCGGCCGCUCUUUCGCAAAUUUGAGCAGGGCAACCUGGACGAGAGCAUCCUCGAGGCUAUCGUCGAGAUCGUCAAGGCUGCGCAGGAGCGGCGGUACGUCGACGCCAACGACGGGUACCUGCGCCUGAGCAUUGGCAAGGCGGCAUGGCCCAUCGGUGUUACCAUGGUCGGCAUCCACGAGCGUAGCGCCCGUGAGAAGCUUCACGGCGGCGAGAGGGGCCAUAUCAUGGGCAGCGAGGUCACCCGCAAGUACCUGCAGAGCAUUAAGCGAUGCCUGACCUUUGCCCAAGUCCGCUGGCCACCAGAGGACAUCCGGCAGUUGAUGGGCUGA